Messenger RNA from Penaeus vannamei (Pacific white shrimp), 1056 nucleotides. The record is from RefSeq and is a predicted model, not a curated record. Lineage: Eukaryota; Metazoa; Arthropoda; Malacostraca; Decapoda; Penaeidae.
AUGAAUUGUUCCACAUUCCAAGUGAAACCUCUUUUUAGCCGUAUAAUGACCUUACUUACGCUCUCAGACAACCGUGUCAAGAUGAGGACUCUACUGCUCCUUCUCCUGGGAGUUGCCCUUAUUUCCUGUGAGAACGUCGAUCUCGGCACGGCUGCAACAGGUAGCGGCGGAGAGCGACGACCCAGCAGGCUGAGGAAGGCGAGGCAAGCCGGAGGAUUUCAGUUCUCUCUGACAGGGCAAGGAGGAUUUUCCCCGUCAGGAGGCAGACCUGGAGGACAAGGGCCGCCCAAUGGAUUUCCACCGGGCGCGGGAGGACCAGGCCAACUACCCGGAGGACUCGGUGCAGGGGGACAGUUUAAUUUCGGAGUGGGGCAGCCUGGAGGAGCACCUGGGGGGCAAGUUAGCGGUGGAGUUGGAGGUUCUCAGGGUGCCGGGCUGCCUAAUGGGGGUUUACUAGGCCUCGGAAACCUUUUCGGAUUGGGAGGUAAUGGUAGUGCUGGGGGCCUCUUUGGAGGGGCUGGAGGCUCUCAGGGUGCCGGGCUGCCUAAUGGGGGUAUACUAGGCCUCGGAAACCUUUUCGGAUUGGGAGGUAAUGGUAGUGCUGGGGGCCUAUUUGGAGGACAAGCCGGUGCUUCAGCAGGAGCAGGAGGAGCUGGCCAAACCCCUGGAAAAAUCGAUCUUUUUGGGGGGAUAGCUGACCUUUUCGGCGGAGGCGCAGGUGCCACACCAGGAGGUAAGCCGGGAACAGGGGGUCAAGGCCAAACCGAAGGAAGCGUUGACCUCUUUCAGGGAAUUGCUAAUCUGUUCGGCGGAGGAGCAGGAGCUUCGGUUGGAGCUUCAGCAGGAGGACCAGCAGGAGGACCAGCAGGAGGACCAGCAGGAGGAUCAGCAGCAGGCUCGGUGGGAGCAGGGCAACAAAACCAAGCCAAUGGAAAAAUUGACCUUUUCGGGGGAAUAGCAGACUUGUUCGGGGCCAGAACUGCAGAAGUUCAAACGAAUGGAAAAGGACAAGCCACUUCAAGACAAACUGACGAAGGAAAGAAUGAAAAGGCAUAA